AUGUCGAAAAGGCUGAAGAACAAGCGACAGCUACGCGAGCUGGAAGAGCUCGAGGCCCUGCGUGCUGCGGAAAAGACUGUUACUCCCAUGCAGGACGAAUCGGAGGAGGAAGAGGAGGAAGAGGAGGCGGUCGACGCGCCCAAGGCAUUCAACCCCUUUGCUGCUCUUGAAGGAGAUGAAGAGCCUGAACAUGAAGAGGACGAGGACGAUGAGGAGGACGAGACUCCUGUGGCUGCCAAGAAGAAGUCCAAGAAGAAGAAGCCAAAGAAGAAGAAGACUGCCGCCACCGCGCUCGCUGCCGAGGACACUCCCUCGCCAGCAUCCUCCACGCCCAAGGGCAAGGGCAAGAAGGGCAAGGGAGGUUCUGCGCCGGCCGAGGAUCCACUUGAUGGCCUGGACGAGGUGGACCGCGCCCUCGCCGAGCUCAAACUCAAGUACGGUGAUUCGCCAGCUGCUUCGGCUGCGCCUGAGGCUGGCCCAUCGACCUCGGAGCAGCGCUCAGCAUUCGCAUUCCGCUCUCUUCUCUCUGUUGAACCCAAGAACCUCGAUGCCGACUUGGAGCUUCGCCGGUUCUUUGGAUCCAAGGUGAUCGCGUCGGCGGCACCCACUGCCCGUCGCGCUGCCAUCUCCAAGGCGCGCUACACUCUCGCCAAGCCCAAGCCUGGAUACCCACCACCGACCUCGCUUGCGGGCCUCAACAUGCACGAAAUGUCCGAGGAGGAUGUUGUUGACGCAUACGAACGUCGUGGGUGGGAACAGGUGGAUCUCGGAGAGAAGUGGUUUACGUUCGAGCACUCGCCUGCGUGGCGUGAGAUUGAGCGUCAGUUCCUUGGCGCCGUGAGGAGUCACGACCCCAACGAGCUCAUGGCACUGCUGCAAGUGUACCCGUGGCAUGUCGACACGUUGCUGCAAAUGUCCGAGGUCUACCGCCUUCAGUCUGACAUUGGUGCGGCGUCCGACUUUGCCGAGCGUGCACUGUACGCGUUCGACCGCUGUCUCGUUCCCGGAUUCAAUGUCUCGAGUGGAGCAUGCCGCCUCGACUUUGACUAUGUCGAGAACCGACCCAUGUUCACCGGUCUUCACCGCAUCAUCUCGUACCUUGGCCGCCGUGGAUGCUGGGUUACCGCAUUCAACUUUGCCAAGCUCCUCUUUGCGCUCGACCCGGAGGGUGACCCGCACGGCGCAGCCCUCUGGCUGGAUUUCCUUGCUGUCAAGUCGGGCAACGGCGACUGGCUCCUCGAAAUGCUGGACAUGCGGGAAUCAUCUCGCGCUGCAGCCCUGUGGCAUGGAUACCCUGGUAUGGGCUACAACCGUGCCCUUGCUCUGCGUGCCGACGAGGACUCAGCCAAGGACAAGAAGCACGAAAAGUCCACCGCCGCGCUCGUCAAUGCCAUCAAGACCUUCCCCGAGGUCAUUGUCCUUCUCGCCGACAAGGUUGGUGCCACCGUGCCCAACGGCGCCCGCUCCAACCCUUUGCUUCAGGUCGAGGCUGGCUUCUCCGACUCUCCCACCAUCCUCCUCCACCUCCUCGCACACAUCUACGUGGCGCGUAACGAAGCGCUGUGGAAGGAACCCUCCGUUCUCGCCUGGCUGGAAAAGACCAUUGCCCAGGCUAUGCCGCUGUUGGACGAAGGCUCUGCGCGCUCCCUCCGGGCCGAGGCGCACGCUAUUGCCCAAACUCCACGCGACCUUGGCGGCGACGGAGACCUCCCCAUCCCCCUCAACAUCUGCCGCCACGUCCUCUGCUCCGAGUCAACCUCCUGGGUCGGCUUCCUCCCUCCCCAAAUCACUUCACGCCCCUUCCACGCCUUUGACCCUCUCCCGCCAGCAACGGCUGUGACCUCCUACAACGCAGCCUACUUCAACCCCGUGGCGCGCGUGCGCGCGCGCGCAACGGGCGGUGCUGGCUUCCGCGGCCCGGCCGACGUCCGGAGACAGAUGUACGAGCGUUUCCUGGGUGAGGUGCGCGGCCUCAUUGGGCAGGAGCCCGAUGACUGGCCACCCCACCUUCAAGACACGUUCCGCGAGUAUGCUGGUGGCCGCGCACCGCAGGAUAUCCCCGUGGAGCAGCGUGCGGCCAUGGUGCGUGAUCUCGUUCGAAUGUGGGAGGAGGUCGUCCGCAGGUUGCAGAAUGGCGAGGACUUUGGCGAAAUGGUCGAAUAUGGAGAUGAGGACGAGGGCGAGGCUGGCGACAUGCCUGGAGCGUUCCCUCAGUGA
Molecule: messenger RNA, 2217 nt
Organism: Apiotrichum porosum
Lineage: Eukaryota; Fungi; Basidiomycota; Tremellomycetes; Trichosporonales; Trichosporonaceae
Exons: 3
Coding region: 1-2217 (738 amino acids)
Biological process (GO): rescue of stalled cytosolic ribosome; ribosome-associated ubiquitin-dependent protein catabolic process
Cellular component (GO): RQC complex
Source: RefSeq, a predicted model, not a curated record